Gigantopelta aegis is the source of this 1077-nucleotide messenger RNA. RefSeq names its product autotransporter adhesin BpaC-like. Bases 1 to 1077 code for a protein of 358 amino acids. The transcript is spliced from 2 exons. The record is from RefSeq and is a predicted model, not a curated record. Lineage: Eukaryota; Metazoa; Mollusca; Gastropoda; Neomphalida; Peltospiridae.
AUGAAGUGGAUCCAUGCAGAACUCUGGUUGCCAUGUGUGAGAACGCAAGAUAAUAAGUCGAGUGCUGAAGAUAAUAAGAGAAGUGCUGGAGAUAAUAAGUCGAGUGUUAAAGAUAAUAAGAAAAGUGCUGGAGAUAAUAAGUCGAGUGCUAAAGAUAAUAAGAGAAGUGCUGGAGAUAAUAAGAAAAGUGCUGGAGAUAAUAAGAAAAGUGCUGGAGAUAAUAAGUCGAGUGCUAAAGAUAAUAAGAGAAGUGCUGGAGAUAAUAAGUCGAGUGCUGAAGAUAAUAAGAGAAGUGCUGGAGAUAAUAAGUCGAGUGCUAAAGAUAAUAAGAGAAGUGCUGGAGAUAAUAAGUCGAGUGCUGAAGAUAAUAAGAAAAGUGCUGGAGAUAAUAAGUCGAGUGCUGAAGAUAAUAAGAGAAGUGCUGAAGAUAAUAAGAGAAGUGCUGGAGAUAAUAAGUCGAGUGCUAAAGAUAAUAAGAGAAGUGCUGGAGAUAAUAAGUCGAGUGCUGAAGAUAAUAAGAAAAGUGCUGGAGAUAAUAAGAGAAGUGCUGGAGAUAAUAAGUCGAGUGCUGAAGAUAAUAAGAAAAGUGCUGGAGAUAAUAAGUCGAGUGCUGAAGAUAAUAAGAAAAGUGCUGGAGAUAAUAAGUCGAGUGCUGAAGAUAAUAAGAGAAGUGCUGGAGAUAAUAAGUCGAGUGCUAAAGAUAAUAAGAGAAGUGCUGGAGAUAAUAAGUCGAGUGCUGAAGAUAAUAAGAGAAGUGCUGGAGAUAAUAAGAGAAGUGCUGGAGAUAAUAAGUCGAGUGCUGAAGAUAAUAAGAGAAGUGCUGGAGAUAAUAAGUCGAGUGCUAAAGAUAAUAAGAGAAGUGCUGGAGAUAAUAAGUCGAGUGCUGAAGAUAAUAAGAAAAGUGCUGGAGAUAAUAAGAGAAGUGCUGGAGAUAAUAAGUCGAGUGCUGGAGAUAAUAAGAAAAGUGCUGGAGAUAAUAAGAGAAGUGCUGGAGAUAAUAAGUCGAGUGAUGGAGAUAAUAAGAGAAGUGCUGGAGAUAAUAAGUCGAGUGCUGAAGAUAAUAAGUCGAGAGACUGA